AUGAAGUCCUCUGAAGAGAGGAUACAAUUCAAAAGGGAUUUUUUAAGCUUGGGACAAGGAAGAAUAAUUUCCAGGCAGGAUGUCAAAUUUUGGUCCCGAUUUUGGAAGCUACCCACCAAAAGUCAAGAUAUAUUUGAGCUCCUUUCAUUGGAGGAUGUGAGGAGUAUACGGCGCCAGAAUGUGGUCAACUAUAUCACAUUUGUGCAAGUUUUGAGCUUAAAGGUUGUUGAAAUAGCAGGCUUUGAGAGUUUGACCGAUAACGACAUAUCACUGCUUCUCAAUUGCAUACGGUUUUUGGCCAAACUUUUACCUCCUUUGCUUGAGCAGGAUGAUUAUUUUGUUGGCGUUUGUUAUGAGACAUUCUGGAAUACCGAGUUUAGUGCCGAGGAAUACCUUCGGUCGAAAGAGGUGGAGUUACUGGAUUCUGAAGAGGAUGUCAAGCGGGGUAUACUGUUUGAUGCACUCGGUGGUACUAUAGGGAUGAAAUUGCUCAUGGCGCUGGUCGACUUGUUGUUUACGAAGGGGUUUACAAUAAACACAAAGGAUAAAGGUGGUGUGAGUUGGAGCGUUUGGGAACCAGGUUUGGGGUUUGCGGGCAAGGCGAGAUCACCCAAUUUAAUAAUCGACAUCAACCGAGUGGAAGUGUUGAAGCUAAUUAUAACGUUAUGCUCUGAUGGAUUUUACUGCUCGUCGUCUGCGAUUGUGUCCACAGAGUCUAUUUUUCUCACAAUAUUGGUGUCAAUGACGCCUAAAGUCAAGCUCUUGACAAUGGUGUCAUCCCUACUCAAUCUUACAUGUAGAGCGUCGCAAGACAAUGAUGUGAGUAUGCUAUAUUACGAGAAUAUCAACUACACAGAGACUAGAUUCUUGAGCGUGGCGUAUGCAUUUUCUUUGUUGACAAUGAUGAUCGUGUAUCCAAUCCCUAGCCAGCCAGGAAUAACAGGGUGCAAACUAAAUAAUAUGACCAGAAGAUAUUUGGGUAAAGUGCAUAAAGAGCAGGAACUUGUGUUUAUUGUCAAUUCGUUGAUGAAUGUUUUACGGUUACCUUUUGUAAAGAGCGCCGGAGGUGGUGGCUCUUUCGGCUUUGGCAAGAGUAACCCACCAUCGUUAUGGGCCACGGAAACGGUAAUCUUCAUUUGGGAAAUGAUUCAGUGUAACAAGCACUUCAAGGAGAUUGUUGCCAACAAGUAUGCGCCAGAGCUAAUGGUGCUUUUGUUGUAUUACAGUUUUGAGCAUAUAUCAAAUGACAGUAAAAGGAACUUGGUACGUGUUUGCGCUUACCUAUCCCUAUAUCUUUCAUCCAAGCUGGAGAUUCUAGAGACGUUGUUUUACCCGAUGCCACUGCUGUUGUACGAUUCACUUCCACAGAGUUUCAAGUCCUCAAUUGCGCCCUUAACUACAAGGGAUUUUUUGGUUAGUCAACUUUGUGCAUUGUUGUUGAAUGCAUACCCAAUACAGCCACCCACGUACACUUUCAAACCCUUGCCGAAGCUAUUGUUGAAUUCGUUGGUUGAGACGUUGUACAAUUUGAUCAUUCCUGUAUCAAACCACGAAUUGAAAGUGCGAAGCAAUCCAGAUAAACGAUUGAAUAAUCCAAAUGCUCGUGGCGGUUUGUCGUACCAGGCAUCAUCUUUGGUGACCCAGCUCAUAUCCCGAUUUUCAACCAAGAGCUUCCUCCUUGAAAAAUCUCACCAUUUGAAUGUGGUAGCUUUGUUGGUGAGAGCUGUAUCGAUGGCGGUUGUUAAAUACCCACACCCUUCAAGAAUGUUAUUGUUUUGUGUUUUGAAGAACGAGCGGGUAUAUGAAAACUUGUGGAGUACCAUUUUCAAUAUCCAGGAGUACACAGUACGAGGUGACGUGAUAUCAAAGAUUGAAGAAAAUGGCAUUCAUCCAGCGACGUCAUACAAUGCAAAUGGAGAUACAAUCGCUCGACUGAGCCCUAUACCCAUUACCCCACGCAAAACCGAGGAAUCUUUGUCACUUUCGGAAAAUGAGAGCGUCGAGUCUUCUUUACGACCGCGGUUACCGCCAGGUAUGUCUGAAAAAGCAAAGGAUAAACAGCGGAGGGAUAGUCCUAUUGGCCAGGUAUGGCCAGGUAGAGAUGCCUUGGCAAUUAUCAUAACCAUUGUAAUUCCGCACUUGAAGCGUAUUUUGAGCACUUUAUGGUCUGGCACCAAGGGUGCUAGUGUGGAUAGUUUUGAACUUGUCGAGAAAAUUGGAAGUUAUGAUUUUUCAAUAAUGAUUGAGGAAAACAGGAAACAAUUCAAGUAUGAGGUACUCUCAGAGACGCCAUUGGAACAGCUAGAAUUUGAGUGGAGCUUGCUUUCGUUAGGCUGGUACCUUUCCUUACUAUACAGUGAAGUAUACAACACCUCAUCCAAGGUCAAAGCAUACAUCGGGAGUAACAACGGCAUGAUAAAGCAUUUCUCCGCUUCCUUAAACACAGUUAGCAAGAUCACUUCCAACUGGACAACUUUUUUCAAGCAAGAGCAAACAGCAAGACAACUGGAUGAUGAGUUUACUUCCCAAUGGGUUGAGAAUGGAUUGACGAAUGUCAAUGCGUGGCAGGGCACAGAUAUCAAGCUCUUUGAUGUUGUGUCAGCAUCGAAUGGAGGACUCUUUGCCAAUCUUAACAAACUAGGGGGCGGAUCAACGCAAGCAGUACCAAACACGCCCGGUAGCCUAAAUGACAUGAUGAGGAGAUUUAGUGAUUUCAAUAUAAGUGGAGUUCAUAGCUCGCCCGUGUCGUCAGUGUUGAGCACCCCUGUUGAAGAGCAAGAGUCGUAUUUUACACGAAGAGCCGGUAGGAACUCGGUCACAAGUUUGCAUUCGUUGAAUAAGUUGAAUAGAAUGCGGAGUAAUACUCCGCGUAACUCGUUUAGUUAA
Lodderomyces theae is the source of this 2886-nucleotide messenger RNA. RefSeq lists its product as uncharacterized. Gene Ontology annotation, cellular component: Golgi trans cisterna; Golgi medial cisterna; membrane. The record is from RefSeq and is a predicted model, not a curated record. Bases 1 to 2886 code for a protein of 961 amino acids. Lineage: Eukaryota; Fungi; Ascomycota; Pichiomycetes; Serinales; Debaryomycetaceae. The transcript has a single exon.